Messenger RNA from Metschnikowia bicuspidata var. bicuspidata NRRL YB-4993, 1032 nucleotides. RefSeq lists its product as uncharacterized. The transcript has a single exon. The record is from RefSeq and is a predicted model, not a curated record. NCBI's taxonomy places the organism in Eukaryota, Fungi, Ascomycota, Pichiomycetes, Serinales, Metschnikowiaceae. Bases 62 to 853 code for a protein of 263 amino acids.
CAAGAUUUGCCAAGCUCGAAUCUGUCGGGUCGGACUCAACUCUCAUGACAAUGGGAGAUUGAUGGACACAACUGUAAACGUUGCUAUGCUGCCUAUUGCCAACCCAGAUGAAUCUGGGUGGCAAGUCCAAGGUAGAAAGCGUAGAAACUCUCGUACACGGACUGGGAAAAAGACAGAUAUGUGGAUGCUGAUUGGAAUGACUUCUUCCGAGAAAUGGUUUGCUCUUCGGUCAGAAAACGCUGUUCCCGAAUCCGUGCUCUUCAAUAACCCUUACCUGGUUUUGGCCGACAUCGAUGAAAACGACUAUCAGGAACCACGCCCAAGCAGAACAUAUACGAAAGUUCCUGAAAAGCUCGAGCUUUCUUCUCUGGGAAACGUGAUUUCUGGUUGCUCUCUGAUUAUGGUCUUGACUAUGGACAGCUACGAGGUGCUGAACCUGAAUGUAGUCACUAAUAUUAUGGACAAGGCCCGGGAAUCUGAUGAUGAAAAAGACCUUGGGAUCUUCCAUGAAUCUACUCAGAAUUUGACCAAGGACUUGCCCACAGAUUUGGGCAUGGGUUCAACUCUGGCCUCGAAGCAAGUCGGGACUAUCGCUAAAAUGCCUGAUAUUCCUGAAACUGAUAUUGAUGAUCAUGGUUGGAAGGUACAGGGCAGAAAACACAGAAACUGUCGCAAAAGACCUCAGCCAACCGUCUCUGGAGCGGAAUCAUUAGCAACCCCACCGACUGAUCCGAAAUGCACUUUGGGGCCAAAGCCAGAAAUGAAAUCCCUUUAUUCACAGAAUCCUUACCUAGUUUUGGCUGAAAUUGGCGAUGAUGAAUUGCAUGGGUCUCCACCAAGACGACGGGUAUAAGUUCCUCUAGAAAUAGGGAAUAACAUGGUAACAGAUUCCCAGGCCCGCCAUUGAGUCAAUGGCUCGAACACUUAUGGUAUUUCCCAAAGAACAAUACCCCACUGAAAAAACAAAAACGAAAAAAAAAAUUGAAAAAAGACAAGAAAAAAAAAAGUAUAGCCUCAUUAGACAAUAACCUU